Molecule: messenger RNA, 788 nt
Organism: Solanum stenotomum
Lineage: Eukaryota; Viridiplantae; Streptophyta; Magnoliopsida; Solanales; Solanaceae
Product: ubiquitin C-terminal hydrolase 13-like
Exons: 6
Coding region: 117-788 (223 amino acids)
Molecular function (GO): protein binding
Source: RefSeq, a predicted model, not a curated record
CAGCAAAUUCAAAUCGUUUAAUUAGAACUCCAACUGCGCAGAGGGUAUGAAAACAAAAGAGCACAAGCAUUGGGAACUAGCUAGCUACUCGGAUUUUGCAUAACGCUAUUACUAACAUGAGAUCGAUUGCUACUGAAGAUGAAGAAGUGACCGUGGAAGUUAGAGAUGCUUCGCCAGGACACUAUUUGUUGAAAAUUGAGUCUUUUUCUCUACUUUCAGAGAGUGGCAUUGACAAGUUUGAAUCAAAUGAAUUUGAGGCUGCUGGUCAUAAAUGGAAAAUGAUCAUUUAUCCAGAUGGGAACACACAUGAAAAUGGAAGUGGACAUAUUUCAGUUUACUUGGCCAUUUCAGGGACAACUUCCCUGCCUGCUAAUUGGGAAGUCAAUGCUAUAUUUACCUUCUUUCUGUUCAAUCAACUUCGUGACAAUUAUCUUUCAGUGCGAGGAAAAAUGCGGCACUUUCAACCUAUCAAGUCUAUAUGGGGACUUAAUUCCUUCAUCUCCUUGGGACAUAGUAAUUGUAUAUUGAAGCUCUCGUUGUAUCCAAAAGGCAAUGCAAACAAUAAGGGAUGUGAUAUUUCAAUAUUUCUAAAAUCUGUUGAUGCUAAGGACUUUGAUCACCAUGAAAAAGUGAAGGUAAAUGGCAGCAUAAACCUCAAAGAUCAGACAAAUGGUGGAUGCAAAAAGCUACCUUGUUUGGCUGUCUUGCAUUCAUUAGUUAUAGGUGAACACUCAGCUCGGCGCUAUGUUAUUGGAGAAGUUAUCAAUGCCCAUUUUGUAUCCAAUUAG